Molecule: messenger RNA, 842 nt
Organism: Erpetoichthys calabaricus (reedfish)
Lineage: Eukaryota; Metazoa; Chordata; Cladistia; Polypteriformes; Polypteridae
Product: zinc finger BED domain-containing protein 4-like
Exons: 2
Coding region: 61-810 (249 amino acids)
Molecular function (GO): protein dimerization activity
Source: RefSeq, a predicted model, not a curated record
UAUGUGUCCGAGCAUGAACUCCCAGUCCCUGACUAUCUCACCGCUCACCAAUGGGCUCUUAUGGAGAAGACUGUUGCCAUCCUCGCCCCCUUUGAGGAACUAACUAAAAAAGUGAGCAGCUACGACGCACUAGCCUCUGAUGUCAUCCCAGCUGUGACUGUGCUAGUGAGACUUCUAAACAGAGAAACAGACGAGGACCACGGCGUCAAGACAAUGAAAGCAACCUUACUGGCAGCUGUCAAGAAGCGCUUCAGUGACGUCGAGACCAACCCACUGUACUUCAUCUCCACCAUACUUGACCCAAGGUAUAAAGAUCGCUUCUUCUCCAACAACACUGCUCCGGAGGCCAAGCUGCACCUGAAGCAGGAGCUGCAGAUGAUGUCCAGAGCUGAGGCAGAGGGGAGUCGGGCAGAAGCUGCAGAACCUCCUGCUAAACUGUUCCUCAAGGCCCAGGCCAGCACUAGCAGCAGUCUGGACACUGUAUUUGAAGAAAUCGCUAAGGAGCAGCCCCAGGCAGCACAGCCGCUGGCAGCAGGUGCUGCCAUUGAGCUCGACACAUACCUCGGAGAGGCCCCAAGCCCUCGUGAUGACAGUCCUCUGAAGUACUGGGGUGUCAACAAAAUCAGGUUCCCCACUUUGGCUAAAAUGGCCCAGAAAUACCUCUCAGCCCCAUGUAGCAGUGUGGAAAGUGAAAGGCUUUUUAGCUCAGUGUCACACAUUAUAGAUGAAAACAGAAACAGGCUGACUGCUGAUAAUGCAGAAAAGCUACUUUUCUUAAAAAAAAACCUGCCACUCACUUUUUCUAAAUAGGCUCCAUUAAGUGAGUCGUCUUAGACUUGAUG